Coccomyxa subellipsoidea C-169 is the source of this 2466-nucleotide messenger RNA. RefSeq lists its product as hypothetical. Lineage: Eukaryota; Viridiplantae; Chlorophyta; Trebouxiophyceae; Coccomyxaceae. Gene Ontology annotation, molecular function: DNA-binding transcription factor activity. Gene Ontology annotation, biological process: regulation of DNA-templated transcription. The coding region runs from base 281 to 1942 and encodes 553 amino acids. The record is from RefSeq and is a predicted model, not a curated record. The transcript is spliced from 12 exons.
CGUAAGUGGAGGGCAUCUGUGCGACAGUGGCAAUAAGUACUUUGGACGUUACAAUAGCUUGACCGCGCCUGGAGGAACAAGUCUUUCCGGUUAGUGGAGGACUCGAGCUAGGCCGUGUUGAUGGGAACAAGCGUGUUGAAGGCAUAGUGGAGGAGCCUGAAGGCGAUAAGCUGCUCACUCCUGCACAGAAAGCAGCUGCUGCUGCUCAGCGAAAAACCCCAGAAACAGUCUGGUCCACUCCCGACAGGAUAGGUUCGACUAGGAGCCUAGGCGAGCAUUUAUGCCUGGCACGGGAGGACAGGAAUGGCAGGGCAUGAAUUGGCGCGGGUGGGCAUCGGAAGCAGACCUGCGACCUCCGCUGCAGCACUGGCAUUCAGCGCCCUUCAACACACUGGAGGGCUACCGCCUCGAGGUGGACGCCACGCGGAUGGGCGAGACCUGCACUGCUGAGCCCUUCGACCCCAAGACUGACUACUCCCGCAUGGAUCCCCUGUCCCAGCUCCAGAAUGCGUUCCUGGGCGGCUACGACAUCGGCCUGACGCAGGAGUUUAGCUCGCAGGCGGACAUGCUGAAUGAUCUGUUGCGGCAGCGCCAAUUCCAGAGCAGCCCCAACAUGCAUGCUGUGCCCAAGUUUGGCGCCGAAGACAGCCCUGACAUGCUGCAGCAGGGCACAGGCGCGGAGGCACCUGGAUCGGACUCACUGACACAGGAGGAGCAGGUUUCCAGCCUGACCAUGGCGGCCUUUGACGAGUGCCUGCUCAAUGUGGACCUGCCAGCACUCAAUAUCCCCAGGCCUGGCACGGUGGAUGACAUGGACGGCCAGUCAUCCCCAAUGUCAGCGCAUUUCCAGACCCUGCAGGGAUUGAAUCUGCUGCCGCCGCCAAGCGCGGCCAACAUGAACCGCAUGCUGCUGCCCUGCAGCCCCAGGAAUUCGCCAGGCACGCCGCAAGCGGCAGGCGAGGCCGGAGGCGGCAAGUCGGGUCCAGCGGCCAUCCAGGUGGCGACCGUCGGCUGCGGCGGUGCGCUGGGCAAGUGCCCGCCCGGCAUGCCCGCCCUGCCGGGGCAGCUGCUGUGCCCCGGGCCCAGCCGCUCCCAGUCGCUGCCCGUGCUGCACAACAACCUCAACAGCUCGCCCGGCACCCCCCAAGCCCGCGGGGACACGGGGGCGUUGGAGCAGGAGCAGUGCAGUGCGCUGGCGGCCAAUGCGGCGGCGCAGGCAGCGCUGUGGAGCACCAGCGGCACCUCCAAACUCACGCACCCAGACACCCUCAACCCAGGGACGGGUGGGGUGGAGGAGAUGGAGGACGUUGAGGCGAUCCACCGCGCGUAUCUGACGCCGGCGCACAAGCGCAAGGGCAAGGGCGGGCGGCAGCCGGCAGCCGACCCGCGGCUGGACCCGGGCAUCGACCCCAAACGUGCGCGCCGCAUCCUCGCCAACCGCCUCUCCGCCGCGCGCUCCAAGAUGAAGCAGAAGAGCCACGUCGAGGCGCUGAGGCGCAAGGUGGAGAUCCUGACCUUCCACAAGAGCAAUCUGGCGGCGGAGAUCGAGAAGCUGCGCGCCGCAUGCAACCGUCGCGCCAGCCACAACAGCGUCCUCAAGAUGAAGCUCGACGAGCUGAGGGGGCACUGCGCGAUGCUGGUGCGCACACACAAUGAGCUGGUGGAGCAGCGCAACCGCCUCCUCCUGGCCGCCGGCUACAGCGGGCGGCCAGGGUCGGCCACCGGCGGCGCGGAGGCGGCCGCGCAUGCGCACAUCGGCGGCGCCGGCAGCAACAACGGCGCAUUGGACGGCUGCAGCGUUAUGCCGGAGACUCCCGAGCACGAGGCUGCGGCCGCAGCUGCCGGCAGCGCCCCCGACCUCCAGCUCAGCGGCGGAUCCCCCAUUACCGAGGUGAAGGGCGGAGAGCACGUCAACAGGAGCCCUGAGACGCCCUCGCACUGAUGGCAGCGAUCUGACGGCUGCCAUCUCCUCAUUCAAUCCUCGCUCUACCCAUCUCCAAGCGCAGCCUGCAGCUUCUGCAUGCCUGUCAUGCGGAGACAGAAGCCAGCUCAUCAUCAUCUGACAAGUACUCAUUGCAUGGUAUCUGUGGUCAGAAUAGAGAGUGAAAGCGGCAUGAGACAGCACAGCUAGGGCCACGAUUGGCUGAAAAAACCAAGUAAGAAGUUCAGAGACAGAGCUUUGAUUGUGCAUGCUAAAGUGCAUUUGAUGGGAGCAUUUAUUUACGCAUCAGGGAAAUUGACUCUCCUAGAGAGACUUGAUCCUGCGCUACUUUAUGCACUGCAAAGUCACCAAGUGAUGUACCUUACAUUGCCCCUCUGUACUGCAUGGCAAUGAGAUCUCCACAGUACUGGAAACCUCUCCAUGAAACACUGUUAGGACCGGCGGCACGCUCUUGGUUCAUUUUGGACUGCUGUGAGUGGCAAUGCUUGGGCACACCCUGCCAAAUGGAGCAGGUUUGCCAAAUG